ACAUGACUCAGAGCGUCACAGGCGGAAGGUCACGGAGCAGCAGAACGGAACGGAAGCGGGAGUAAAAAAGCCUGUCCGCCAUUGUGGAAUAUGGUGAAGGGAUAUUCCAGUAAGACACUAGUCACUUUCAGAUUGACUGUCUAAGACCCCAGAAAUCUGUGGCAGGAUCCGACACAUUCACCGAAGCCUUCUCCACACACACACGCACACACGCCGCAGUUUUUUAACAACCAGAAGAACAGGAUCGUCAUCAGGUUUUGGUCCAAAAGGGAGGAAAACACCGCCUUGUAACCCACUACAGGGUGAUUGGACAACCCGAGAGACGAGCCAGGAAAGCACCGGAGAGAGAGCGAGAGAGAGAGAGAGAGAGAGAGAGAGAGAGAGAGAGAGACAGAGAGAGGAAGGGGGAAGCCGUGGACAGUCUCACUAAAACAGCGAUCAGUUUCGGUUCCUAGAGGAUGUCUGCAACCACAGUCGAUCAGAGACCUAAAGGACAAGGAAAUAAAGUGCAAAACGGAUCAAUGCAUCAAAAGGAUGGAGUAAACGAUGAUGAUUUUGAGCCUUACUUAAGCGGCCAGACAAAUCAGAGUAACAGCUAUCCACAAAUGUCUGACCCCUACAUGCCAAGCUACUAUGCUCCUUCAAUCAGUUUCCCCUACUCUCUUGGAGAAGCUGCUUGGUCCACAGCAGGAGACCCCCCAAUGCCCUACCUAACUACCUAUGGACAGAUGAGUAAUGGCGAACCGCAUUUCAUCCCAGACGGUGUGUUCAGCCAGCCAGGGGGCCUGGGGAACACCCCUCCCUUCCUGGGCCAGCACGGUUUCAACUUCUUCCCUGGUAACGCAGACUUUUCCACCUGGGGUACCAGCGUCUCUCAGGGUCAGUCCACACAGAGCUCUGUCUACAGUAACAGCUAUGGGUACGCCCCCAGCUCUCUGGGUCGGGCUAUUACAGAUGGACAGGCAGGGUUUGGAAGUGACACCCAGCUUAGUAAAGUUCCCGUGCUGAACAGCAUUGAACAAGGUAUGACAGGGUUAAAACUGGGUACGGACAUGGUGGCAGCUGUCACUAAAACCGUGGGUUCCCCCCUGGGAGGUACGGCAGGUAUGAGCAGCAUGGCGGCCAAUAGCCUUCCUCCGUCUGUCAGCUCGUCUGCACCUAAACCCGCCUCCUGGGCAGCCAUCGCCAAGAAGCCGGCCAAGCCACAGCCCAAGGUCAAACCCAAAGCCAACAUGGGAAUGGGGGGAGGUGCUGCAAUUCCCCCACCACCCAUAAAGCACAAUAUGAAUAUUGGUACUUGGGACGAUAAGGGCUCCCUGAACAAGCCCCCAUUAGCUCAGACUAUGAUGCCCCCGCAGCCUCUGUUGCAGCAGCCCCUCCUCGCUCAGCACCAGACCUUACUGCAGAACCCACUGCCCCAUCAGCCUCAGCACCAACACCAACACCAACACCAACACCAGCAUCAACACCAACAUCAACACCAACAUCAACACCAACACCAGCCCUUCCAGCUUCAGUCUCUUCAGUCCCCCCAACACCCCCAACACCCACAACACCCCCAACACCCCCAUCCUCUAGCCCCCGGGCCCCCACACCUGCACCUCACCUCUCAGCGGCCCCCACAGCCCCUUCAUCAGCAACAACCCCAGCAGCCCGGUCCACCCCCCAACCGCUGGGUGGCUCCCAGGAACCGAGGUGAGGGCUUUGGUCUUGGUGGGGGGGUCCCAUUGAGUGCCUCCCCUUGCUCUGGAGAAGUGCAUCCCGUGCUGGAGAAACUCCGCACCCUCAACAACUACAACCCCAAAGACUUUGACUGGAACUUGAAAAACGGACGCGUUUUCAUUAUCAAGAGCUAUUCAGAAGACGACAUCCACCGCUCCAUCAAGUACUCUAUCUGGUGCAGCACAGAGCACGGCAACAAGCGUCUGGACGGUGCCUACCGCUCGCUGGGCAACAAGGGGCCCCUGUAUCUGUUGUUCAGCGUCAACGGCAGUGGGCACUUCUGCGGCGUGGCUGAGAUGCACUCACCGGUGGACUACAAUGCCUAUGCAGGCGUCUGGUCUCAGGACAAGUGGAAGGGCAAGUUUGAGGUGAAGUGGGUCUUCAUCAAAGACGUGCCCAACAACCAGCUUCGUCAUAUUCGGCUGGAGAACAAUGACAACAAGCCAGUGACCAACUCCAGGGACACUCAGGAAGUGCCUCUGGAGAAGGCCAAACAAGUGCUUAAAAUAAUCGCCACUUACAAGCAUACCACCUCAAUCUUUGAUGACUUUGCACAUUAUGAGAAACGUCAGGAAGAGGAGGAGGCUCUGAGGAAGGAGCGCAAUAGAAAUAAACAGUAACCUUCAAGCAAGCUCUCUGCUGGAACUGCAACACUAAUGACGUAGGACCUUAAAUACAAAUGUUUGCCUAACCACGAGGAGGAACGGCUCUCACAAUCUUUUUCGCUGAAGACAACAAUGUAUCUGAGCACUUGAACAUGAAGAUAGGUGGACUCAUCUGUACUUGUUGACUGGUGCAUCAAACCCCGUGUUCCUGUCUCACAAGAUAAACAACGUAACCCACUUUCUCUAAAGCACUUUCAGUCCUCCUAAACAGCCUCUACCAUUACCCCUUAACUGUCUAACUGUGUUCUUCUUCUUCUUUGAUUUUUCGUUUGUGAACGACUAACUGACUAACCCGAGUAGUCAGCAGAUUUCACAAGGCUUAUUUGUAAUUUUUUAAAUGCCUCAAAUGUUUAGGAUAUUGGCAAGCUUCAUGAAGAGAAUUAAAGAUGAUAUAUAUGAAUUAAUCAGCUACUUGAAUCUGUAUUCAGCCGUCUGAUCCUCGUCAGACAGAGGUUCACAUGAUUGACAGAUGGGACGAACUAAUUGGGAAAACAGCCACAAUCAUGCCAAUCAUAAGAUGAAUCCUUCCCCCUACCUGUUCACUUCCUUUCUGCAUAUGUUACCAUGUACCAAAAGAUUAUAAUUAUGCAGCAGGCUGGCAAUCACUGGCCAGUGCACAUCUUUUUUUCUUUUUUUUUUUUUCUCUUGUGAUUCUGUCAUUCUGAAGUGCAUUUGUCUGAGGAGAAACCUGCUGCUCCUUUGUCGAUGUCCUCUGCUGUACCUCAGGCUCAAUCAGACUGUCUGUCCUCAACAACUCUGUGCACUUUUGGGAGAACCCCCCCCCCCACCCCCACCCACCCAUCACCCCUUCUUUCUACUUGGCUUGACCGGGAUUCCCCCAAAAACUGCAAGACAUCGACUGACAGGAUGUGACGGGUUUCUCCUCUAGGUGACUCACUAGCUAAAUAAAAUUACCCAUGUUUAGCGCAAA
This is a messenger RNA of Labrus bergylta (ballan wrasse), 3318 nucleotides long. RefSeq names its product YTH N6-methyladenosine RNA binding protein F3 (gene ythdf3). Gene Ontology annotation, biological process: mRNA destabilization. Gene Ontology annotation, molecular function: N6-methyladenosine-containing RNA reader activity; mRNA binding. Gene Ontology annotation, cellular component: cytoplasm. NCBI's taxonomy places the organism in Eukaryota, Metazoa, Chordata, Actinopteri, Labriformes, Labridae. The record is from RefSeq and is a predicted model, not a curated record.